Fraxinus pennsylvanica is the source of this 630-nucleotide messenger RNA. The record is from the annotation of a GenBank genome assembly. Lineage: Eukaryota; Viridiplantae; Streptophyta; Magnoliopsida; Lamiales; Oleaceae.
AUGUCGAAUUAUUCCUCGGAUCCAAAGAGAUGGGUUGGUCGUCAAAAGCCACUGCAUGCAAUUCUUGGGGGAGGGACAGUUGCUGACAUAUUGUUAUGGAGGAAUAAGAAUUUAUCGGCUGCAAUACUUAUCGGAUUCACCGUAAUAUGGUUUCUGUUCGAGGUCGUGGAGUACAACUUUGUGACUCUUUUCUGCCAUGUCUCCCUGGCUGUGAUGUUAGUUGUGUUCGCUUGGUCUAAUGGGGCAAUAAUAGUUGACAGGAAUCCUCCUGAUUUACGAGCCCUUAUAAUUCCAGAGUCUUCAUUUCGUUGGUCGUUAACCAAAAUCAACAGGUUUUUGUUGAGAUUCUACGAUGUUUCUUCCGGUAAAGAUUUGAAGACCUUUUUCAUGGCCAUCGCGUUCCUAUGGAUAUUUUCAGGAAUUGGAAAUUACUUCAACUCCUUGAAUCUAUUGUACAUCGGUUUUCUUUGCCUGGCCACAUUACCGGCAUUGUACGAACGGUAUCGAGAUGAAGUGGAUUAUCUUGCAAGCGUAGGGAACAAGGAUAUGAAGAAAUUGUACAAGAAAUUUGAUACCAAGUUUUUAAACAAGAUUCCAAGAGGACCUGUUAAAGAAAAGAAGAGAUUCUGA